AUGACAGGCUCAGCGUGGCCACCAGAGCUCUCCAAGGAGCACGAGCAACACGUGCUCGACCAUGCCGCCGACUGGGCGCUCGCUCACGGCCUCGUCCUCCGUCCUCUCGACGCCUCGACAACGUCCGCCAUCCACGCUCCUUACUCGCUCUUUCCGUCGCCGUUCCCGCGGCACUUGUUCGAGGAGGCGAAACGACUCCAGCCGCUGUACAACGACCUCUAUGCGCGCAUCACGGCCGACGACGCCUUCCUUGAACAGGUCGUCGGAGGAGCAGUCAGCAAGGUCGACGAGUUCCAGGGCAGGCUGUACGAGAUCUGGAAGCAAGUCAAGAAGGAGGGCAUCAAGCAGCCCCUCGCGCUGGGCUUGUUCCGCUCCGACUACCUGAUCCACGCACCCGAAGGGACGUCGCCAGACCAGUACGAGAUCAAGCAGGUCGAGUUCAACACGAUCUCGAGCUCGUUUGGCGCGCUGUCGUCUCGAGUUACCGAGUUGCACCGCUACCUCGGCGCGAGCGGCGUAUACCCUGCCCACCCUUCCCUGACUACCUCCGCCCUCCCCCCAAAUGCCGCCCUCUCCGGUCUCGCCGCCGGACUCGCUGCCGCACACACGGCCUACGGGAAAAACGAGGCUGUCGUUCUGAUGGUCACGCAGGACAACGAGCGGAAUGUGUUCGACCAGCGGCCGCUCGAGUACGAAUUGAUCGAGAAACACGGCAUCCGACUUCUUCGCAUCCCCUUCUCUCAGCUCCGCACUACCCUCUCGCUCGACCCCUCGACCCACGCCCUCCUCUACACGCCCCCCUCGCCCGUCGCCUCGCUCCCCUCGCCGCUCGAGAUUUCCCUCGUCUACUACCGCACCGCCUACGCUCCAACCGACUACUACACCCCCGCCGAAUGGGACACCCGACUGCUCAUCGAGCGCAGUAAGGCGAUCAAGUGCCCGAGCGUGGGGAUGCAGCUUGCGGGAGCGAAGAAGGUCCAGGAAGUGCUUGCUUCGCAUCCCGAGGCACUGGAGAGGUUCGUUCGAGCGGAGAAGGGCAGGGACGAGUUGAGGCGGACGUUUACCGAGUUGUAUCCCAUGGACGACUCAGAGUUGGGAAAGGAGGCGCUUCGAAAGGCGUAUGAAGAGUCCGGACGGUUCGUGCUGAAGCCUCAGCGCGAGGGUGGAGGGAACAACAUCUACCGAGGGGACAUCCCGCCGUUCUUGGAUCGCCUGGCGGAGGAGGACAAGCGGCGAGGGAUUGAGGAGCAGAAGGGUGCCGAGGCGCGAGGAGAGGGCGUCGAAGCGCAGCCGAGGGGAAGGGAGGGGUACAUCCUGAUGAGCCUCAUCGAGCCGCCGAAGGGCAUGGAGCAGGUUCUCGUCAAGGCGGGCGAGGACAAGGGCAGGAGGGCGGACGUCGUCAGCGAAUUGGGCAUCUACGGCGUCGUCCUCCUUCGCGAGAACAUCGACGAUGCGACAGCGCCGCCCGAGGUGCUGGUCAACGAGACAGUCGGGCAUUUGUUGAGGACCAAGGGGAGGGAGAGCGAUGAGGGUGGAGUCGCGGUCGGGUUCAGCGUGAUAGACUCGCCCAUGCUCACUGAUUGA
Rhodotorula toruloides NP11 is the source of this 1584-nucleotide messenger RNA. RefSeq names its product glutathione synthetase. Gene Ontology annotation, biological process: glutathione biosynthetic process. The transcript has 4 exons. Bases 1 to 1584 code for a protein of 527 amino acids. Gene Ontology annotation, molecular function: glutathione synthase activity; ATP binding; glutathione binding. NCBI's taxonomy places the organism in Eukaryota, Fungi, Basidiomycota, Microbotryomycetes, Sporidiobolales, Sporidiobolaceae. The record is from RefSeq and is a predicted model, not a curated record. Gene Ontology annotation, cellular component: cytosol.